UUCGUUUUCUAUAUAAACCCCAAAGAGAUUGAGAUUGAGAUCCCGCUCCCACGAACCCUAACGUCUUCUCCAGACGGAGCUCAGCGAGCGAGCGAUGGGGGAGUGCUGGGGAGGCGAUGUCUCGGUAUCGCAGGAGCGUCUGCCGCGCUCUCAGGUCCUCAACCCUGUCGCCGCCCCGAAUGAUCGCCGGUUCUUGAAGCAUGUGUUUGAUAACCUCCACGGCAACAUCUCUCUCGAUCCGCUUUCUUUGAAGUUUAUAGACACGGAACAAUUCCAGAGGCUACGUGAUCUAAAGCAACUUGGCCUCACUUAUAUGGUUUACCCGGGAGCAGUGCAUACACGAUUUGAGCAUUCUCUUGGGGUGUAUUGGCUUGCCGGAGAAGCUGUUCGAUGCCUUCAAACCUACCAGGGUUCAGAGCUUGAUAUUGAUUACCGUGAUAUACAGACUGUGAAACUUGCAGGUCUUUUGCAUGAUGUGGGACAUGGACCUUUUAGCCACCUCUUCGAACAUGAGUUCCUUCCCCGCAUUCAUGGUGGAUCUAAAUGGUCACAUGAACAAAUGUCCUUGGAGUUAGUUGACUACAUCGUUGAUGAGCAUAAUAUAGACAUUGACUCGAGCACUCUUAGAAAUGUGAAGGAAAUGAUAGUUUCAAGCUCCAAAGCUGCUGGUACAAACCGUGCAAAAGAGAAACGUUUUUUAUAUGAUAUAGUCGCAAAUGGUCGGAAUGGAAUCGACGUAGACAAGUUUGACUAUAUCAGUCGUGAUUGUCGUGCUUGUGGACUUGGCUGCAAUAUUCAUUUCCAAAGGCUAUUUGAAAUCAUGCGUGUUAUUGAUGAUGAAAUAUGUUAUCCUGCUAAAGAAUAUCUCACCAUCCACAAAGUUUUUGGAACACGAGCUGACCUUCAUCGAACUGUAUAUACCCAUGCUAAAGUAAAGGCCAUAGAGCUUAUGCUUGUAGAUGCUCUUGUGAAAGCAAAUGAUUUUCUUGGAAUAUCUUCUUGCAUUUCUGAUCCAGCUGAAUUUUGGAAGCUAGAUGACACAAUCUUGAAAACAAUCGAAACAGCUCCUGACUCUGAACUGAAGGAAUCCAGAGAUAUAGUACUACGCAUCCGCCGCCGGGAUUUGUACCAGGGAAGGGAAAAGGCCCUUGAGCUCAGAGAUGGGGGGAUUUCACUUUCAAUGUUUUUCAAGUUCUCGACUUUGAUCCCUGAAGAUUUUGAGUUCUGUAACGAGUAUGCAGUUCCAAAGGACCAGUUAGAUUACUUCAAAGACGUCACCCCAAAAGAUAUUGUUUGCUCUCAGAAAGCUACUGGAGUGACACUGAGGGAAGAGGAUGUUGCUGUUAGCAAUAUUAAAAUUGAUUUGACUCGGGGAAAACAUAACCCUCUUGAAAGCAUUGGUUUCUUCCAGGACUAUGAGAGUGACCAGAAGUUAACCAUACCAGACGACCGCAUCAGCCAUUUGCUGCCUUCAUGUAAUCAAGACAAGAUAGUGAGAGUAUACUCAAAAAACCCCGAAUUGGUUGAGGCUGUAUCAGAAGCCUUUGAGAAUUUUCAGCUGAAAACUUAUGGCGUAAAGACUCAAGUGCAUGACACACCAGACAAGAAGAAACGGCGUAGGUAGACAGAUACUGGCACUACUUAACUAUCAUCAUAUGACUUAUUAUUUGUGUUGCUACCGUUUCGUAUACAACAUAUGCAAAGGAUUCUCACCGUUGUACAUCACUAAGAAAAAGGGUGAUUAUUUAGCUACUUAAGGAUCACAACCAGAAUGCAUGCUAAAUGUAUAGGCAACUUUUACUAAGUCCUGGUUUGCUAAAUAUUUUUAGUGCGAAGAAUGGAAGCAUCCGCUCAGCAAUUUUUAUUUUUUUUUAUUUUUAAA
This is a messenger RNA of Dioscorea cayenensis subsp. rotundata (Guinea yam), 1882 nucleotides long. RefSeq names its product deoxynucleoside triphosphate triphosphohydrolase SAMHD1 homolog. The record is from RefSeq and is a predicted model, not a curated record. The transcript is spliced from 20 exons. Lineage: Eukaryota; Viridiplantae; Streptophyta; Magnoliopsida; Dioscoreales; Dioscoreaceae. Gene Ontology annotation, molecular function: dGTPase activity. Gene Ontology annotation, biological process: dGTP catabolic process. The coding region runs from base 95 to 1624 and encodes 509 amino acids. Gene Ontology annotation, cellular component: nucleus.